GCUGCUCUGGGCAGACGAUGCUGAAGAUGCUCUCCUUUAAGCUGCUGCUGCUGGCCGUGGCUCUGGGCUUCUUUGAAGGAGAUGCUAAGUUUGGGGAAAGAAACGAAGGGAGCGGAGCAAGGAGGAGAAGGUGCCUGAAUGGGAACCCCCCGAAGCGCCUGAAAAGGAGAGACAGGAGGAUGAUGUCCCAGCUGGAGCUGCUGAGUGGGGGAGAGAUGCUGUGCGGUGGCUUCUACCCUCGGCUGUCCUGCUGCCUGCGGAGUGACAGCCCGGGGCUGGGGCGCCUGGAGAAUAAGAUAUUUUCUGUUAACAACAACACAGAAUGUGGGAAGUUACUGGAGGAAAUCAAAUGUGCACUUUGCUCUCCACAUUCUCAAAACCUGUUCCACUCACCUGAGAGAGAAGCCUUGGAAAGAGACCUAGUACUUCCUCUGCUCUGCAAAGACUAUUGCAAAGAAUUCUUUUACACUUGCCGAGGCCAUAUUCCAGGUUUCCUUCAAACAACUGCGGAUGAGUUUUGCUUUUACUAUGCAAGAAAAGAUGGUGGGUUGUGCUUUCCAGAUUUUCCAAGAAAACAAGUCAGAGGACCAGCAUCUAACUACUUGGACCAGAUGGAAGAAUAUGACAAAGUGGAAGAGAUCAGCAGAAAGCACAAACACAACUGCUUCUGUAUUCAGGAGGUUGUGAGUGGGCUGCGGCAGCCCGUUGGUGCCCUGCAUAGUGGGGAUGGCUCGCACCGUCUCUUCAUUCUGGAAAAAGAAGGUUAUGUGAAGAUACUUACCCCUGAAGGAGAAAUUUUCAAGGAGCCUUAUUUGGACAUUCACAAACUUGUUCAAAGUGGAAUAAAGGGAGGAGAUGAAAGAGGACUGCUAAGCCUCGCAUUCCAUCCCAAUUACAAGAAAAAUGGAAAGUUGUAUGUGUCUUAUACCACCAACCAAGAACGGUGGGCUAUCGGGCCUCAUGACCACAUUCUUAGGGUUGUGGAAUACACAGUAUCCAGAAAAAAUCCACACCAAGUUGAUUUGAGAACAGCCAGAGUCUUUCUUGAAGUUGCAGAACUCCACAGAAAGCAUCUGGGAGGACAACUGCUCUUUGGCCCUGACGGCUUUUUGUACAUCAUUCUUGGUGAUGGGAUGAUUACACUGGAUGAUAUGGAAGAAAUGGAUGGGUUAAGUGAUUUCACAGGCUCAGUGCUACGGCUGGAUGUGGACACAGACAUGUGCAACGUGCCUUAUUCCAUACCAAGGAGCAACCCACACUUCAACAGCACCAACCAGCCCCCCGAAGUGUUUGCUCAUGGGCUCCACGAUCCAGGCAGAUGUGCUGUGGAUCGACAUCCCACUGAUAUAAAUAUCAAUUUAACGAUACUUUGUUCAGACUCCAAUGGAAAAAAUAGAUCAUCAGCCAGAAUCCUACAGAUAAUAAAGGGGAAAGAUUAUGAAAGUGAGCCAUCACUUUUAGAAUUCAAGCCAUUCAGUAAUGGUCCUUUGGUUGGUGGAUUUGUAUACCGGGGCUGCCAGUCAGAAAGAUUGUAUGGAAGCUAUGUGUUUGGAGAUCGUAAUGGGAAUUUCUUAACUCUCCAGCAAAGUCCUGUGACAAAGCAAUGGCAAGAAAAACCACUCUGUCUUGGCACUAGUGGGUCCUGUAGAGGCUACUUUUCCGGUCACAUCUUGGGAUUUGGAGAAGAUGAACUAGGUGAAGUUUACAUUUUAUCAAGCGGUAAAAGUAUGACCCAGACUCACAAUGGAAAACUCUACAAAAUUGUAGAUCCCAAAAGACCUUUAAUGCCUGAGGAAUGCAGAGCCACGGUACAACCUGCACAGACACUGACUUCAGAGUGCUCCAGGCUCUGUCGAAACGGCUACUGCACCCCCACGGGAAAGUGCUGCUGCAGUCCAGGCUGGGAAGGGGACUUCUGCAGAAUUGCAAAAUGUGAGCCAGCAUGUCGUCAUGGAGGUGUCUGUGUUAGACCGAACAAGUGCCUCUGUAAAAAAGGAUAUCUUGGUCCUCAAUGUGAACAAGUGGACAGAAACAUCCGCAGAGUGACCAGGGCAGACAUCACCUAGAUGAAACACCUUUACCCUGUCCUGUAAAACACUAAAGUUACAUUUUUCACCAACUUAAUUGGAAAGAAGGGGAGUGAGAAAGCAAACAGUCUUUAAUGUGCUGUGGAUCUAAUCUAGCAAGGUAUCCUUGUGCCAACAUGUAAUCAUUAACGACGGAUGAAAAAGCAAGAAAACAGCCAAUCCUUAUAAAAUUCCAGCAUUAAACAUUUGUAAAGUGCUUUUCACCAUAGCAAGACUGUCAGAGUCUAUGUUAUUAGAAUGUUGCAGAUUUCCACUGAAUCGAACCUCACUGGAGAAGAGCUCACUUGUUUUUUAAAAAUCUUGGCUAUGUAAGCUGUCACCUGUACAAAUUUUUAACAUAAUAAUUCUUGCCAAAUAUGACUUUAAAUGUCCGUGUUCCUUCAGAGCUCAAUGAAAAUACUCUUUGGUUAAUGUAUCAAUAAAUUUUCUGUAAAUGUUCUGUUCAGGGUUUUACAGAGAUGACACGUUCUGACUUAAAACUGCAAAAAUUCUAGUAGAUAUUUUUCUUCAUGGUUUUCAAAGCCAGCUCUCCACGUUUGGAUUUUAACAAAAUAUAAGGCCUCUUUGCACUACUGAAAAAACACAUCUACUCAUGACAAGUGCACACCCACUAUGGCUGUCCUUCUUCUGUAAACAUCCAUUCCUCUAGAAUCUAAAUUGUAGAGCAGUAUAGAUUAUGCAGCACCAGCUGACUUUCUAAACCUCCUCCUUACCUUUAGGAAUACAAGCCUCAAUUUAAAAAAUAUAUUGUAGCUAGUAUUUCUCUACUGUUUUAAGGUGAGAGAUUUGCAAUUAAAGCCCAGUAAGCAUUUAUAUAGAAGCCACAAUGUAGAAAGAUUGGUUAAGUACACUGCUCUUGUCUUCCAUAUAUGAUUACUUAAGUUUCAAGUGACCUCAUGCCAAAUGGAAAUGGGUUGAGAAAUCUUGGUUCAGUGCUUAGUGAACAAUAGCCUGCAUUAAAAAGUGCAUGCAUAAUUUUGCACAAUUUAGAUUCAAUUGACAGUCUAUUCAAAGAAGUCUCAGGAUUAAAUGAGCAUGGAGACCAAAUUGCCCUCUUACCCCAGAAAAGGGGUGGUCCCUUCUAGUCACACUAACACUUCAUUGGCCCAACAGUGUGACAAAUCUUGCAAUGAACCAUGCAGUAGCCUGCAUCUGUAGGUUAAUAGCAAUCUUUUGUCUCCAUUGCUUUCUCUUCAUAGCCCUUUUACUGAAUUCCAUCACAGAAAGUUUUACAAUUAAAAAAAAAAUGUCCUGACAACCAUUUUUGUAAAUGGACCUUACCAUCUAAUCGUCCCUUAUUCAACGUGGGUGACAUUAACAAAAUGUGAACUUCUUGUGAGGGAGCCAGCUGUCUAAAUCUGUCAAAUCGUGCAGUUUUAUUACACAUUCUCCAAUUCUUCCUAGUUUCCCUGAAAACAAUAAGGAUACUGCUAUAUAUUCAGUAAAAUCUAAAAAAAUCAAGCAUUUCUUCUUACAUCUUUAAACUUUCCAUCUCCUCCCCAAAAUAAAAGGUGUUCUAUUGCCAUUAGUUCUACUGUUUUAAAAUAUCUAUAUUAAGUUGACCAGGCCCAGAUUUUUUAUACAGCUUUUUCCCAAGUGAAAGAUUUUCAACUGACUUAGAAAAACAUAUGCGCCCCAGGUGUCAUUGCCUUUUCUUUUGUGAGUCAUUAGAAUGAAAGACCAAGUUCUUCUCAAGAGAAGAUAGCAAGAUCCACGGAUAUUAAGCCAAGCAAAGAAAGUAAAAUCAUUGGAGUCAUUUCUUUCUGUUCUUAGGAGAAAAGUAGAUAGCACUGGCUAAUUGAUGGCAACAUAUUUUAAAUUAAGUGGUCAAUUCAAAAAAUCUCUUUGACCUUUUCUUUCAAGUAGAUUUUUUUAAAUGCAUGACUGGAGAAUUAUCUUCAAUGAUUCAUGAUGAGAGGCAGGUAGGAAUUGGUUAAGAAGUAUGAGCUAGGAAAAAAUUAUUGUUGAAUCACAUGAAAGGCAACAUCUGUUCAGUUCAUAAAGCACACAAUCUCAAAUGGAAGAAAAAAAGGUCCUUCGUAAGAAUACUGAUGCAUAAGAUAAAGACAAAAUAAUGAAAAAGAAAAAUGUAUAUUAUUAUUCCCUCGUCCAUUCUCAAGUUUAAGCUGUGGUUGUCAGUUGAAUGUGAAAUGACGUUAUAGUUGUUUUAAAUGGUUGGAAAUAACCUUUCUACUACUGUUUCUGCCACACUGUUGCCCUGGUUCAUAGAACCUUGUUUUCUUGACAGUUAUUUAAGAUAAUAAAAGGAACACCAACUGGCAGAUCUUUAAGUGAAAAGGAGAAAAAAUUUAAGAAAUUGAGUGAUGGCUAAAAGUAAGUGCUUCCAUCCAUAACUUUUCUUCUUAGAUUUUUUUCAAUGUAAUUAAAAUAUAUUUUUUUAUUUUAUCACAAAGAAUACUCAGAAGUUUUCUCAGAUUAAUGAGUAUCUCAUAAAGAGUAGAGAAACCAACACAUACAAUAUAUAUAUACACAAUCUAAAUAGAAAACUAUUUUCUUCAUCAUUUGCAUGCCCCAGAGCAGUUACUUCUUCCCUAUUUAUUUCUUUGAAAAUAAUUACAAAAUAGUAUACUAACAAUUUUAAUCCAUUUGCUGUUUUUUUUUUUUUUUUUUUUUUUUGAGACAGAGCCUUGCUAUGUUGCCCAGGCUGCAGUGCAGUGGCACGAUCUCAGCUCACUGCAACCUCCACCUCCCGGAUUCAAGCAAUUCUCCUGUCUCAGCCUCCCAAGUAGCUGGGAUUACAGGUGCCCACCACCACACCCGGCUAAUUUUUUUGUGUUUUUAGUAGAGACAGGGUUUCACCAUGUUGGCCAGGCUGAUUUCAAACUCCAGACUUCAAGUGAUGCAGCCGCCCAGGCCUCCCAAAGUACUAGGAUUACAGGCGUGAGCUACCAUGCCUGGCUUCCAUUUGCUUUUGAUAUUGUUUUUAUCUCUGAGUUACAAACUAUACAAGCUUACCAGGUAUAAGGUGUGAGGUUAGAUGCUACAUCUAGGAGCAUUCAAGAUAUACAUUAAUUUAAACUUUUAUUAGUCUAACUUUCCGUUAAGUCUCUUAGCUUUGAAACAUAAAAGAGAAAUCAAGCCCAAAUUUUUAGAGGAAGGCUAAGGUAUAACAUUGGCAGUUGUAGUUUUAAUUGUAAUUGACUGAUUAACCAAUUAAUUUAUAAAAUGUUACCUAUACUGUCUGUGUUCUCUUCCUCUCCCUCCCUCCUUCUUUCUCUCUCUCCCCCUCUCACUCUCUUGGCUAAUAUAUAUGUGUAUGUGUGUGUGUAUAUAUAUGUAUAUAUAUACACACACACAUACAUACAUACAUACAUAUAUUCUUUUUCCUUUUAACCACUUCCCUAUCCUACAUUUUCUAUUGGUUUUGCCUAAAAAGACAUGUUCUCAAUACACCCAUGUUGAAGGUAUCCUGGGCUAGACUGCUAUUGAUUUUGCUGGUUAUGAUCUUUUCUUCGUUUUUCUGAAAAAUAGCCUCUCUUGGUUCCACAUUUUCUCAAAUUCUAUAUAACAAAUAAUAGUGGAUAGUAAACAAAUGGCAUACUAGGCUGAUCUAUUACAAUCAUUGAAAGAAAUAAGGAAGAGCAGAAAUCACUACCAGUCCAGAGGCUCCAAUUCAGCUGCUUUAGCAUAUAGAUACAGGAAAGACGUGGAGAAUAACACCGGGGUUAGCUAACAGCAGGCAAAGUUAGUAGCUAUUUCCUAGCCAAGGAACAACCUUCUCUAUGGAAUAAUUUUAAGAAAAUUAUUCCAAAUCUGUGAGGAAAAAAUAAGAAGCAGUUCCUCAAUGGAGACUUUAUAAAUCUUAAUUUCCCUACCCCUGGGAUGAGAUUUGAAGUUGCAGAGGACUCAGACCAAAGUCCUAUGGCAGAAAAUGUACAUAUUUUUAAACUACUCCCAGGAAGUAAACUAUUACUGUGAAUGCUGGCAAUACCAUCAGAAAGUUUAUAUUUACAAUACCUAAAAAUAAAUAUAUAUUUGCUAUCUUAUCCUCUUUUUGUCACACAAACAUAAAUUGGUCAUAUAUAUAUUUAUAUAUAUGGUUAUAUAUAUUUGGUUAUAUAUAUCUUUAUAUAUAUCUUUAUAUAUAUAUAUCUUUAUAUAUAUAUAUCUUAAUACAUAUAUAUAACCAUGGAACCCGCCAAACACUAAUCCUAGCCAACUUCAAUCCUUCUUUCUCUUAACUAUCUUCUCUGAAUAAGUUCUGGACUUCACCUUAAAAUAAGUUUUUAGGAGAGUAAUAUAUAUUCAUGGGAUUGUGAGAGAGCAUUGUAGAGCUGUUUUCUUCUCAAUCAUAGUGGUGGUUUUCCUAGCUGCUACGGAAAGGUUUGUUCACUUACGAGAUUAGGACUUUUCUUAAAUUCCUCAUUAAAUAUGAACCUAAGGUAUACCCAUCAUUUACCUUGAUUCCCAUAUAAUUUGUAUAAGUCAUAUAUAAGUCCAUUGACAAAAUAAAAAAAUAAAUAAUUGGAUUCCUUGUAUCAACAGAAAGCCUUGUGCUUAAAACCUGUUAUUCUUCUUUGAGCUAGACUAAACAGUAAUAUUUAAAAAAUGGUAUCAGCUCAACAUUAAAUCUAAGGUUACUUCUCACAUAGAUCAUAAAGUCAGCCAUCAUCUUUCAUUUAGGAUUUCUUGGGGUUUUCUUUUUGCAUAUAUAGAUUAUGUAUUACUUAAAUCCAAAAUACAUGUGUGUAUAUAUACAUAUAUAUGUAGCUUAAUAUAAAUGUUUGAUGAGUUAUCUCAAUUGACUAUAAUAUUCUAAGUCAAAAAGAAAACAUUUCAGUACAUAAUAUAAAAAGAACUGAACAUUAACAGUAAUGGGAAAUUCAUAAUGGCUAAAUAUGAAAUAUGCUUUGUCUUUGCAGUUACAAACUAAUUCUUGUACAUUUUCCUUUUCACUAAAAAAAAAAACUAAUUGAUAGUUUCCAUUCACAUGAACAAGUUAUGAUCAGGUUUGGGAUAGUAUGCCCAAAACCUAUGUUUCUUUACCUUAUAUUCUUAAAAUCUGAGACAUGAUUUUUCUAGAAUAAAUUAAGAUUUCAUGUACAAUAGAGUCCUUUUCCUAAUACUGUUAUGAAGAAACCAAGUUGACUACCUUAUGAGAGAUCAGAUAUUUCCCUUAUCUCAUUAUAUUCACAGCAUAUGUUUGGACAUGCAUUUCACCAAGAACCAUGUAGUAAUAAGAUAAAUGGUAACCGAGGUACUAUGAAAUUUUUAGAACUUGAUUCCCCAGGACAUGCUACAGUAAACUAAACUAUUUAUUCAAAAGUAACCCAACUAAUUAAAGUGAAAAAAUUGUUGAAUCACAAUGAACAAACAUAAAACAAUACUUAAAUGAGAAUUCUGUGUCUUUUUUGGUUUUAUCUGUGAUUUAUUUUGUCCAGUGUUAAGGAAUGUUUAUCUUUAUCAUUCUUCUAUCAUGUUUUGGUUUCUCUAAUGGUUCAUUUUCCUUUAGGUUGUGAAAAUUAGGGCAGUUUGUCCAGAACCUUACUCACAGGAGACACCAGAACCAACCCAUGCUUAGAUUUCUGUUAAUAAAAGGGAGAAGGGUAUUUGAACAGGUAGUAAAGGCAGGUACAAGUUUAAGGGAGCAGGGCUAACAUAUGUACUAGGUGAGAUUUCUACAAAUGUUUGAAAAGUUACAUGCAUAGUCACUGGCUCAGGUAAUUUCUCUGAAUUUGAACUUAUUUGAUUUAUUUAACCAAGUUAUUAUAAUAUGCAGUUCUCUUUAAUCAAUCUUCUAUUAUUCAAUCAUCUAUCCAUUUAUUAAUUCAACAAAUAUUUAUUAAAGUGCCUACCAUGAUUAUGUGCUGUAGAAAAGAGAAGGACAUUUACUAGGGGGGAUUGUGGGCCCAGUGGGCAUCAUGAGCAUGUUUGAAGCAAAAGACAAUAAUCACAUCCAAUGGCACCAGUUCAGCUCAACUUUAGAAUUCAGCAGUAACAGUACAGAUGGCCUAAAGUACAUCUGUGUGUAUCUGUACGUGUGCACACACCCAUGUAUAUAUAUUUAUCUAUCUGUACAAACACUACAUAUGUAUACACACUAUGUAAAAUAUAAUAUAUGUAUAAUGCAUAUAAAUUCUAACAAGUGUAUUUGUGUUAUCUUUAAAAUAGAACAAUUGUAUCUUGAAGUGGUAAAUGCAGAGAAUUGGUUUUAUUGUUGAUCUGUGGAUUUAAUGAUUUCUAGGUGAAAAGGAUGUUUAAGUGUACAAUUUCUUUUCUUAAUUUAAUAUAUUUAUGUAAAUGCAUGCCUGAAAUUUGGUUAGAUUGGCUGUGUUUUGUGUCUUUUAACGUGAUCAAAUGAUUAAACUUUAUCUUAUGA
This is a messenger RNA of Pongo pygmaeus (Bornean orangutan), 8427 nucleotides long. RefSeq names its product hedgehog interacting protein (gene HHIP). The coding region runs from base 18 to 2066 and encodes 682 amino acids. The record is from RefSeq and is a predicted model, not a curated record. NCBI's taxonomy places the organism in Eukaryota, Metazoa, Chordata, Mammalia, Primates, Hominidae. The transcript is spliced from 14 exons.